AUGUUGACAAAGUACAUCAAUGUCAGCAAUGAUGACAAUUUAUUCGAUUUGGCUCAUCAUCUCCAGACGACAAUUCUAAUACCGUGUACGGCACAAGGUGGAAAGACGCCACAGGUCACUGCGUCACCCUUGUCAGCAACAGAUAUUACAAGAGAUAAUAUGGCGUCUGGAAUGACGCAGUCGAGCACUAGAAAUCUUUUAGAAUGGCUGAAGAACAUCUGCUUGGAACGUGACAACUACCAGUGUAUUGUGACAAAGCUUUGGGAUCCUGUGGCUGUUAACCCUCAAGAACAAUGCAAGAUGACUGGCAACACUCAGCUCGCGCAUAUAAUCCCAUUUUCUAUGGGACAUUGGGGCAAUGAUCAGAAGGAAAUCGCGCAAUCCUGGGAGACCUUAUACCUCUUAUUUCCCGACAUCCAAGGACUUAUCGAGCCCACUACGAUCAACUCUCCCGCAAAUGCGAUGACCAUGUUUUCACCUGUUCACCAAGAUUUUGGCAGUUUCAAGAUUGCACUCAUACCAACAGACACAGAUAACACAUAUAAGAUUAAGACAUACCCAUGGCAUCAGAAUUUCUGUGACCAAUUCUACGAGAAGCCCAUAACCUUCACCACACACAACGGCUCAGAAUUGCCUAGUAAAUUCCUUCUUGAAACUCAUGCUGCGAUCGCGGAGAUUCUACAUGCGUCGGGGCAGGGGGAGAAAAUUGAUGAACUCCUCCGUGAGUGGGAGGAUAUUGGAUGCCUGGCAUCUGAUGGAAGUACAGAUCUCGAGAGCCUUCUUUUACUUCUGAGUGUCCAUUAG
Messenger RNA from Aspergillus fumigatus Af293, 804 nucleotides. RefSeq names its product HNH endonuclease signature motif containing protein. Lineage: Eukaryota; Fungi; Ascomycota; Eurotiomycetes; Eurotiales; Aspergillaceae. The record is from RefSeq and is a predicted model, not a curated record.